CCACUCUAAGGAAACCCUAGUAUUUUCUAACCGAUUUGCGCGAGAGUUAAAGUGUAAAACGGCGAGAGCUUCGCAUCUUCUCUCUCAGGCAGCUCUCUCUACUCUACCGAUCGAACAAUGUCGCUGGUAGCAAACGAGGAGUUCCAGCACAUUCUGCGUGUGCUUAACACUAACGUUGAUGGCAAACAAAAGAUUAUGUUUGCUCUUACCUCCAUCAAGGGUAUUGGAAGAAGAUUGGCCAACAUUGUCUGCAAGAAAGCCGAUGUCGACAUGAACAAGAGGGCCGGUGAGCUGUCUGCAGCUGAGAUCGAUAACCUCAUGACCAUCGUUGCAAACCCAAAGCAGUACAAGAUUCCAGAUUGGUUCUUGAACAGACAGAAAGACUACAAGGAUGGAAAGUACUCCCAGGUUGUUUCCAAUGCACUCGACAUGAAGCUGAGGGAUGAUCUUGAACGUCUCAAGAAGAUCAGGAACCACCGUGGUCUGAGACACUACUGGGGUCUCCGUGUCCGUGGACAACACACGAAGACCACUGGUCGCAGAGGAAAGACUGUUGGUGUCUCUAAGAAGCGUUAAGACAAUGAUGCUAGCUGCAGCUGGAUUGGAUCUUUGACAGUCCCGUUUUUAUGUUUUUGUUAUUUCGUACAAUUUUGCAAGUCUCAAAGACUCGAUUUUAGGUGUUUUGUAAGACAUUCUUCACUUGUUUUGUUAUAUUUCGAGAUAAUAUUGUUGUCA
Molecule: messenger RNA, 735 nt
Organism: Raphanus sativus (radish)
Lineage: Eukaryota; Viridiplantae; Streptophyta; Magnoliopsida; Brassicales; Brassicaceae
Product: 40S ribosomal protein S18
Exons: 4
Coding region: 118-576 (152 amino acids)
Biological process (GO): translation
Cellular component (GO): small ribosomal subunit; ribosome; cytosol
Molecular function (GO): structural constituent of ribosome; RNA binding
Source: RefSeq, a predicted model, not a curated record